AUGAAGUUUAAACUAGUCACAUUAAAUAUUUGGUAAGUGUUUACUUCUUUUAUUUUGUUUUACGUGUAGGUUGUUGCCAUACCCUCAUCCGCUGGGCAGUAAAGAUAGAAAGUAUCGGUUGGAAAAGUUUUGUGAAGAGUUGAAAGAGCUUGAUGUUGAUGUAGUGUGUUUACAAGAGGUAAGAGUUUGCUGACAGUUAUCUACGACAGCGAUUAUUGAUAGUUAUUUUACGAAAUUCUGUCGAAUCUUAGAACUUUGCUUAAUUUUAUAACGGAAUACGAUAUUGAUGUAAAAAAUUAAAUUUUGCCGUUUUUAAACUUAUGUUUCAGCUUUGGAACGAAAAAGAUUUCUUGUAUCUACAUUCAGAGUUGCUGCACAAGUUUCCACACGGCCAUUAUUUCCACAGGUAUUUAUCCAAAUCCUAUAGUAAUCUAAACUUUGUACGGACUUAAUGUUAAUGUUGUUUAUAGUGGUUUCACUGGCAGUGGAGUUGGUGUUCUGAGUGCUCACAAGAUUAAAGGAACCUUGAUUCAUCGAUAUUCAUUGAAUGGGUUUGCUCAUCAUGUUCAUAGAGGGGACUGGUUUGGAGGGAAGAUCGUGGGCAUGGUAGAGUUGGAUUGGAAUGGAAAGUCGGUGACUGUUUACACUACCCAUGUAAGGGCAGUUUAAGGAUUUAAAUAGAUAUUGGUUACGUUUUAUUACCUAAUUAAUCAAGUACAAAAAAAACUUUAAUAAAAAAUAUAUUGUUUUUCAGCUUCACGCUGAGUAUAACCGAGAAAAUGAUCUAUACCUACCUCAUCGUAUAGCACAAUGUUUUGAACUAGCUCAGUUUGUCAGAUACACCAGUGGCGCUUCUGAUAUGAUAUUGUUGGCAGGCGAUUUCAAUAUUGAACCAGAAGAUUUGGGUUAUUUGAUCAUAAGAUAUGUUGGGAACUUAUACGAUGCUUGGGAGAAUCGACCGAAUGUUGAAGAUAAGGACGGAAUGACUUGUGAAAGACCAGACAACAUCUACACCCCGGCCUAUAUGAGGAAGGCAUGUCCUGAAGGGAAACGAUUGGAUUAUAUUAUGUAUCAGAGUGGGAAAUGUAAGUGUGUUUGUUUUGUUUUACGUUUUUAGAGGUAUCUACUUUCAUUUUAAUGGCAGGUUAGUGUUAUAGACCUUUUUUUUGGUUGAUCUGGUUUAUCUUUUUUUUGGUUUUGUAUAGAAGUUAUGUGUAGCUACUGCAAAUAAUCAACAAAAAGAGUAUAAGAUUCUUAUUCUUCGUUAAUUUAUGCAGAAAUUAUAAUUUUAGCUUGUUUGCAACUAGAAGAAUGUACCACUUGUUUUAAUCACAUUAAUGACGACAAACCUACUAACUUCUCGGAUCAUGUUGGAGUUACAGCUACCUUUAAGGUAUCUUCAGGUGGUAAGUCUUAUUUUAUUAUCAUUUUUAUUACUAUAUGAUUAAUAAGUUUUAACAGCAUUUAAUGUUGGAAUUUUUAGAUGACUCUCCGUCUGCUGAUGUCUGCUUGCCUAAUGUCCCGUUACCUAAUUCAUUUUUGGAAAAAGCGCUGACUAUUGUAGAAGAAGGUGAAGUUCGAGUAUUGUGGGAUAGAAGACUGUUUAUGGCUAUGUGUAUUAUUGCGUUUUCUUUGAUUUUGCUAACUAUUAACCUGGAAAAUGUAUUUCCAUCGACUACACUCAUCGUAAGUACAUUUGUGGUCGCGUUUUUUAUUUUUAGUUAUAUAUUAUUAGUGUAUCUCAUGGGUAUUUUGUGGAAAGGUUGGUAAUUUAAUUAUGAAUAUUAAUUCUUAAUUUUUAGGUAGAGACAUCUAGGUUUAUAUUAACUUUGUUCAUUGGAUUCUGCUUGUGGCAUGGGCUUGUAGGCCUAACUAUGGAACGAAAAGCCUUAAGAGAAACGAAACAUACGAUUAGAAACAUGCUCAACAUGGAUGCUGACUUGUCCUAG
Messenger RNA from Bursaphelenchus okinawaensis, 1949 nucleotides. NCBI's taxonomy places the organism in Eukaryota, Metazoa, Nematoda, Chromadorea, Rhabditida, Aphelenchoididae. The record is from the annotation of a GenBank genome assembly.